Molecule: messenger RNA, 11339 nt
Organism: Thalassophryne amazonica
Lineage: Eukaryota; Metazoa; Chordata; Actinopteri; Batrachoidiformes; Batrachoididae
Gene: cep350
Product: centrosomal protein 350
Exons: 42
Coding region: 243-8645 (2800 amino acids)
Biological process (GO): microtubule anchoring
Cellular component (GO): centrosome
Molecular function (GO): microtubule binding
Source: RefSeq, a predicted model, not a curated record
GAGGAGGAAGAAGACGUAACAGAGUUACCAGGAAUCUCACCGCUGAACUGGUUGGACGGUUAUUUUCUUUGGAGGAUCCCAAAAACAACAACAACAACAACGACAACAUAUUUGUUGUUUGUCGCUUAGCUAACUGUGGUACAUCUUAACACAGUUGUUCGAAGUUGGUGUUUCCUGAUCAUGAAGAAAUCAUAAUGACGGUUAUCUCUGUCGGCUAUUUUACAAAAAGGUGAACAAGAGCGAUGAAGAGCAGCAAGUGGAAUGAAGUGACUCAUCAAAGCUCUGCCCGCCAAGUUACUGGUCACAAUGUUGCCACAGAACUAACAACUGUUUGGGAAAGUUUGACUCAGACCAAGGCUGCUUUGCGUCACAUAGAAAACCGUUUAGAUGCUACUCAAAGGACAGGGGUUUGCUUUGAUUCGGUCUCAAGUUAUCCCAACAAGAAAUCCACCAGAACGGUUCCCUGUCAGGAUGGAUGGGAAGUAAAUGGCAUUGGAGGCUCUUCAAAGUACAGAUGGCGUAGUCAGCAGAGUCCAGAGAAUGGCAGCUCACGCAGCCCACUUCGAAACACCACCCAGCACAGCAAUGUUCACGUGACUAGCAGUGUGGAGAUGAAGGAACCGCUAGCCUCUUCCAGAGAGGCCAUCCCUCCAACUGUUUCCUCAUCUCAGCUUGGGACCUUCAAUCUUCACUCAGUACCAGCAGCUUUGGACCCAUUCUCUCCAGCUCAGUCAGAUCAUCUGCUCCACAAGCCAGCCCACCUUAGAGAUAUCAGGGAUAAACCCACAGUCAGUGACCCAGACAGCACAUGCUCCUUUGCUCCAGAGAGCACUGAGGUCUGCUACCUCAAUGAUCAUCUAGACCCAAACACCCCGAAGACAAAUGAACAGUCUUUACUGGAAAUUGUAAGAGACCCUGCAAGGGUGGGAGCUAUAGAGGAUGUCACACUUGAAACGCAGGGAUCUCAGAACAUGCAGGGCAAAACCUCAACUUCUUGCCUAAUGUCAGCCUCAGAAGCUGUGCACCAGGUGGAGGGCACUGCCUGCCCCAUCAGUGAUUCAGGUUCCCAGCAGUUAGGGAAUGUAAGACUAUAUCAGCCUAACGAUAAGCUGGAAAAGCUCAAAGAACGUAUUCGUAGGCAGCGACAACAUCUGGAGGAGGCUGCAGAAGAAGACAAGCUGUUACGGUAUUUGGAAAAACCCAUACCAGGACCUGGGGAGAGCAGCAGCCAUGGAACUAAAUCUAUGCCCAUGACUAAAAUACGAAAAGUAACAACGGCACUGCCUGCACCAGUAUACAAAGGUUUCAGUGUUAAAGAGACAAAGCUCCUGACCUCUGAGAGGAAAGAAAGGAAGGAGGAGGAAGAGGAGGAGUUCCAUAACCUCAACAGAGACAUGUUAAGAGAAAGAGAUGUGUCACGGCUGUUUGGUGAGCUUGCUGAAGUUCCGGCUCGCAAACAACAACAGCAGAGGGAAUGGAGAGCAGUUAGGUCCAAUGAGAAGAUGUCUCCUAAACCAGUCAGGAAGGUUUCUACUGGCUUAAAUGCAAAAUCAGUAAUCAGCCCUGCAUCUUGGCGGGAUGGCCAAAACUUGGUACAGAUGGUGCUGGGUCCACUUCCCAAGUUUCCAAAGGAGGACAGGCUACGACCAGCGGACAGACAAAGUAAAACAGGCCAGUGUCCAGAAUUGAACCGGCAGUCUCCUCAUACCAGCAGAGAGAGUCCUCCACAUGUGCAGUACAAACAUCAUUCCCUGACUGCGCCCACUCCCACAUUGACAGAUCAGGACAAAGCCCCAAUAGCUGUGAGAUCAGAGCUCUUGGCAGCAGAUAUCCAGGGGAUUCUCGAUGAUCUUCAGAUAAAUUCCAAAGCAGCAGAGAAGGAGAGUGCUCGUCAGGUGUCCCGGGGAGGUAGCAGUGGCAGGAGAGGGAGACAAGGAUCAGGGUCACAAGGAAGAACUCCUAUCUCUUCCUGGGUAACUACCACUGCAUCAACCAGCAACUCAAAAGUUUGCCAUAGUCUGAGCUCCAAAUCUCACCAGCCAGAUACUACACAUGCCGUCAAAGCUGGACAGAAAAUGCGCCACUAUGAUCCAGAUACAGUUCGACAGUACAUCGCCUGGCAGCAAGAAGAUCGAAGGAGACGUCAUGCAGAUGAGAAGAAGGCACAGAGGGAGGAGACUGAGAGGAGAAAUCGGAGACUGCAGGAACUCUACAAGAAGCAAAGAGAAGUUGCAAAAACGUUAGCCUUUGCUACUGAGCCUUCUGUGGUCCCUGUGCAGAAGCAGCGUCAGGAGUCCUGCAAUAAACGUUUGCCUGAAGAGACACAUGUGGACAAAGGAGCAGCACAGAUGUCAACAACUGGUCCUUCUGUUCACGUGAGACCAGUGUACCAGCCCUCAGGAGAGUCGGACAAAGAGAACAAAAGGCUGGAGUCACCGCAGAGUCCUUCAAGCAGUGACAGAUCUUUGGUGCAUCAUCGUCCUUUUCCAUCAUUCAGUUUGAUGAUGGACAGAUGUGAAGUGGCUUCUGACACUACUGGUUCUCCUCUCGAUGCAAAUCGUGACAGUAAGUUGGCGAAAAACAGCUCCUCUUUGAGGGAACACAUCUUAAAUGCUCACAUGGAUAGACAACAGCCCAGUGAUACAGCGAGUAAGAUGCAUUCUCCCACUGUCCGUUUUUUGCAAACUGGAGUUUCCUCUCGUAACUCAGUGGAUGAGGUUGACAGAGAAUCACUCCAUAACAGUGGAGCCAGUGACGUGUCAUGUAGGGGAAAUAAUGAACAAAGUGAGAAAUCUGGAUCAGACGGACCUGAAGCUGCUUGUCCUGGCGUGCCUGGUUCUCCUCUGGAGGCAGAUCCUCACAGGGACAUGCUGAAAAGCAGUGAACGUCUGAGGGGCGAUAAACUGAAUGCUCACAGUGACAGAGGACAGCCCAAUGGUACAGCGAGUGAGAGGGACUCUCCCUCUUUACAUCCUUUUCAAACUGGAGUUGCCUUCAGGAACUCAGUGGAAGAAGAUCACGUAGAAUCACUACAUGGCAGCGGAGACAGUGGCACAUCAAGUCGGGGAAGCAAUGCACAAAGGCCAGAGACAACAGCUGAGGAACUCAGAGUCUCCCAACAUUCAGCUGUAGCACCUACAAACAGAUCACAGUCACAGAAGUCCAAAGCCACAUUUCUGUCUGACUGUAUAGAGACCGAUCCAUAUAAACAUGUUGGGGAGAUGACCAGCUGUUCCAUGCAGCAAAGGAGGAAACAAGCCACUGAUGUGGAAGAAGAGAACAUGGGAAACAUGUCGCAUCACACAGAUCAUCAUGACUCAAGUAUAGGUUCCAUCAGUGAGGGUACCCUACCCAGUGAAGGGAGUCUCUCAGAUGAAGAAAAUAAUGCAUCUCAUCCCUCCACCAGCCAUGUAACUAGGACAGCUAAUCAUUUUGAUGCAGUGUGGCAUUGUGCAGGCAGCAGAGUGGAGCCUGGGAAUUUCUCAGCCCUGAACCUCCCUUUUGCUCAGCAUGACAGCAACAAAGAAGCUUGGGAAGAGCUGAACAGGGGAAGUCAUACAAGUGUGGUAAACAUCUUCAUAAAGAACCUUCAAGGCCCUGUUAAAGCGAGUGAGAGGACCUCUACCCCUGCACAUUCUUUGCAAACUGGAGUUUCAUCUAGGAACUCGGUGGAUGAAAAUCACAUUGAAUCACUACGUAACAGUGCAGCCAGUGUCAUGUCAAGUAGGGGGAGCAAUGUACAAAGUUUGGAGUUGGACAGUCAGAGGUCUGUGUCAGACAGACUUGAAGUGGCUUCUCCUGGCUCUCCUCUUGAGGUAGAUCUUCCCAGUGAGUCGCUGAAAAGCAGCUCACCUGCCAGAGCGUAUAACCUGAAUACGGAUUCCACAGCUCACAGGGACAGAGCACAGGCCAAUGGUUCAGAUGAACUACAGUUUUCACAUACUGCCUUACAGCAUCUUAUGGCAGCAGAGCUCCACGGCCUUGACUCCAGUCAUAUGUCACACCGGCAGCUGGUAGACAUUGAGAGGCUAAGGGGCGUAUCUAUGGCUCAACAGGAGACUGUCUCUUUAGCCCAAAUAUUGAAGGCCAAGCUUCAGCUUCAUGAGCGUGAGCAAUCUGAGCUGAAAGUCCAGGCAGAAAAGGAAGCUCUAGAGGCAAUGCUGCACCUGGAGGAGAAUAGGCAGAUCAUGGCCAGGGCUAAUGUAGAAUUGCAAGAAAGGUUGGCUGCAACACAAAAAGAGACUCUGGAAGGUCUCCAGGAAGUAACUACUAAGAUGAUGAGUAAACAGACUGAGGUAGCACAGUACACAGCUGAUGCUGCCCAACACAUCAAGGAGAUGUCAAAGUUGGCACACUCUCAGGCAGCAGGAACUCUGGCUGUGACUCCUGGUUCUGCCAUGUUCAUCCGCCAGAAAGAACAGCAACCACAGUACAACACUGACUCUGAGAGGUGCAGAAGGUCAGACAGGAGGACCAGACAAGGUGAACAUCAGUCUUCACUGAACAGCUCCAGUCAGUCAGACUCUGCAUCUUUCAGAAGGCCAAACCCCCGUGGCAAAGACAGCAGCAGCAGCACCUACAGCCCUGCACACGUCUCUUCAGCCAGUAGGAAUGUGAUGAUGAAAGAGACAACAGCUGUGAAAUACACAAAGAGGAGAUCCGAUGAGAGAGUGGAGAGUUACCUGAGCAGAAGCUCCAUCGAGGAAGAUAUUGUUAUUGCAGCAGAUGACUCCCUACCCAGUGAUAGCAUCCCGCUUAUGUUGCAUGAGAAAGCAAACAGUUCCUCAGUCGCUACAGAGUGCUCUCUGAAGCUUGAUGGGUCUUUGACAGAGGACGAGGUAGCAGAGUCUUCAUUUCGCGCUCUGCUGCCAUCUGAAGCCCAGAGACGGGGGACUUUGGAAAAAUCCCAUCACCUUGAGAAAUCAGAAGAAGAUAGAAAAAGUCAACAUGCAUCAUUGGUUUCAGAAGCACAUAUUAGCGUAAAGUCUCAUGAUGGGAGUAUAGCCUUCUCUGGAGGCCAGGAUAGCUUUUCCCAGUUCACCAUGGACAUGGCACGGCAGUUCAUGAAGGACGAUGAGUUGAGACUGAAGCACCAGAGCUUCCUGCUGCGCGUUCGUCAAAAAGCGCUAAAGGAGAAAACCAAAACAGAGCUGGCUUGGCUGGAGCACCAAAGAAGAACACUGAGAGACAAGGGGGAGGAUGACAAAAUGCCACCUAUCAGGAAGAAGCAGAGGGGCCUUAUUCUGAAGCUACAGCAGGAGCAGGCUGAAAUCAGGCGGCUUCAGGAGGCCAACAAAGUGGCAAGAAAGGAAAGGCAGCUGUUGCUGAAGCAGCAGGAAGAGAUUGAGAGAAUGAGAAGCUCAACACUCAGACUGAAGGAGCGUCUGAAGUAUGCUGGGGCUGACACACCUGAGACACCCAUCUUAGAAUCCCUGACGUCAGAGGCAGCUUUCCCCACUACAACGUCAGCUGAUGUGGACACCCGCAGCCCUUCGCCUCCUCUCUCAGUCUCUGGAAGUGAGACAAGCAGCAUCAUGCAAAAGCUCAAGAAAAUGCAUUCUCACAUGAAUGAAAAACACUGUUCUCCUGUCCACUGCUUCUUCUCUGUGUUUACGGCCCAACACUGGGCAUCCCUCAGUGUCUGUCUUCCCAAACUCGACCCUAAAUUGCAGCUCUUUAUCAACAACCAGUUGGUCAGGUUCUUGACCAAGCGGGAACAGCAAUUGAUGCAGAGGCGUUACAGAGCUGAGGAGCUGCUGCAGUGGAAACAGCGACUGGACCAGGAGGAAGCAGAGGUCCGUAGGAUGGAGAAGGAGGCCCUGGCUGUCUAUGGUCAGGAGACACCUCGAGGCAGUAACAUGGGGCAGGCUCAGCAAAAGGAAAUCUCUAAUACUGGACCCAGCCAUCAUCAAAUCUCAGAGCAAAGAACUCAUGAUGAGAAAGACUAUGUGGGUGAUGGUGCCUGUUCAACUACGUCAGAGUCCAGUAUACACACAGAGAUUGUGGGAUCUCAGCAACCUGGCAUCUCACCUACAGAACAGCCUGCAUCUGCCCCUGACACAACUGUGUUCUCAAUACAGAGGAGCCUUAGAGAUUACACUGAUGACUUUGCAUCUUCUUUCACAUCACCUGGUGUACAAUCUUUUCAAUCUCCUCCACUUAAAGGGAGCAUCAGCAAAGCUACCUCUCAUUUAGAAGAUGGCAACAAAACCAAGAUGCAAUUUCGCCCCAUCUCCCGGACUGGCAGUCCGGCACAAGCUCAGGCCCGCUCUCAAUUCACAGAGUCAUCUGUAAGCAUACAGGCUGAAUCCAUUUCAGACCAGAGUGACAUAGAGAACCGUAUCAGGGCCUUAAAAGAAGAGCUUAAAAAACGAAAGUUUAUGGCCAACCAGCUGAAGAAGGAGCAGAAGAAGAGGGAGAAGGAGCGUCUGAAGGCGCAGGAGGCCAGUCUGCUGAAACAACUCGAGAGCUACAAUGAUUUAAUUGAAAAAACUCAAGCAGAACUAAACAAGGAGCCAGAUCACAAGUCCCACGUGAAAGAUGUCACAGCCCAGUCCAGAAUAAAAUCACCUCCUUCACUCAGGUCUGAAAUUGGGAAAACAGCCAACCCUGAAAGGAUCUGUGAUUUUCCAGUAGCUCACGAUGGUGCCCCCGAACAUGAUCACAGUAGAGCCACCACGGUGUCUGAGGAACUGCGUGAUGAGGACGUGCUAACCGUCCCUCCGAGCCCAGUGUUUGACAGCCCAGAGAGUCCAACCUCAGGACAGAGGCGUCACCAGGCCCCACAAGGUGUUUUGAGGCCUUCCUCCAAGGAAGUGAACACACAGCUGACUGAACCCAGAAAUGAGAACUCUGUGUCCAAUCACAGGUUUGAUAUCAGGGAACAACUGGAGGAUGAAGUUAAAUACAGUUUUGAGGAGCAGCAUUCCGAAUGUUUUCUCAGAAUAGAAGAGGGCAACAGCCCUGAAUCCCAGGAGAAGCCUUAUAUAGCUAAACAUGUUUCUUCUGGUGUUGAUGAAGAGCCUCAGUAUUCACCAACUGUUAGCUUAAAACAAGAUAGAGAAAUUGGGACAGUGAAAUCACCUGAAGUCGACCAUGCCAAACCUUUAAUUGUAUCUUCAGAUAAAUCAUGUGCAGUCCUUGAGGAUUCCCAGCCCUCACCACGUCCAGCUGCCAGGGCCUCCACCAGUAACCAUUCCUGCACCUAUAACUCAGUCACCCCCUCUUCAAAAAAGGAAGCACUUAUAUAUGAUGCUAAAUCAUCUUCUCUUGAAGACUAUCCAAGUGAUUUUGAAUCAUCGGUGGGUUUGUCAUCCAGGGAGGACCAUCAUGGGGCAAAGUCUGCCUCACAAAUUGCAGUUUCUCCUGCCAAAACCAACAGUUCUUCGAAGCGCUCUGAUGGCAAAGCUACAGACUCCAGCCAUGCUGAGGAGAUAGAAGAGGACAUACCUGAAGAGCUGAGUUGCUUUUCUAACUGUGAUGGUGAUGCUAGCCACUCAGACGUUCUGGUCAAUCUCAACCUCCAGAAAGAAGACUUUAAACUUAACAACUUCCAGAGUAAUAACAGCCAGACACCAGCAGUCUCUUCUUUGCAGGCACACGAGCAAGAAGAGAAGGAUGACAUCUUACUACAGAAAGUUGCAGACAAACUAUGCAACGUCUGUUUGAAUGACACUAUAACACAGUUUGUUGAGAUUAAGAAGGCAAAAAAUAAAAAGGUGAAAGCUUCCAACCAACUUAGAAGAAACUUACUUGUUGGCUCAUUUGAAGAAGAGGAAUACAGUGAUCUUAAAGAAGAAGAAGAAACCGAAGAGCCGUCUUCACCAGAGCUGUACGACACACCAAAAAGUGCAGUGCUCGAAGCAAGUGGUCAGGAGGAGCUUGUCAAGCGUCUAGCUGAGUUGGAACUGAGCCGGGGACUGCUGGAUGAGCUUGGUGAUGAAGAGCAGACUCCACCGAGACCCAAGCUACCCCUCCCUCCACCGCCUAAACUCCCUGAGCAGCCUGCUAUGGUCGUCCCACACUCAGCCACAGAGGUGGAAAAGAUGGUCCAUGCUGCCACUCUGGAGAUGUGGGUCAAAUACAAUCUGAAAAAGGAGGGAGUGCUGACCUGUCCACCACUGCCCAAACCCAAGGCUUCACAAGAGUAUCUGGGUAGUGAGGCCAGCGGUGAGGACCAGGAGGCCGCCUGCAUUCACAGUUACAAAAAGGUUGUGUAUGACCUGACAUGGGAGAUCCUUCAUGAGAUCUUUAGUGACGACCCCAAUACCAACCUGCCUGAGUGGGCCAAGCCACAGCGAGUGAAGAAUCCCGUGUUCCAAAGAGUCAAGAUGACAAAUGAUGUUGGUAGAGUCCAGGAAUUCAUCACAGCAGAAAUUCUGAAUCUAUAUGGAUUUACAGAAGAUCUGAAACAGCCUGAUUGGCAGAAGAUGCUCAAAUUUGGAAGAAAGAAACGGGAUAGAGUUGAUCAGAUACUGGCUCAGGAGCUCCAUGAGGAGGAGUCUCAGUGGGUCACAUAUGACGAGGAUGAGUUGUUUGUCAAAAAUCAGCUUGCAGACAGCCUCUUUGACAUGUUACUGAAGGACACAGCAAACACACUCACACAAAUAUUUGACAAGAAGGCCAAAACAGAUGCCCUCUCCUGACAGUGUGCGUGCAGCAACACAGGUCACUCAUCCAGCACCUGUCAGACACAACACAGAUAAAAGCUCUGGAAUCCAAAGGCUCUUUGUAGGUUUAGUUUUAAUUUAAAGUUUACUAGAAAUUAACUGAAAUUAAACAGUGAUAAUGUAACAGGAUGUCAAAGUAAUGUGAUUGUUUAAUAUGAAUUUUACAGUCAGUCAUCAUACAGAAAAGAAAGGACUUAAAUAUGGGAGAAUAAUCUAUAAUCUGAAAUCAGUGAAUAUACAAGGCAGAAAUGGCUCAAACGGUUUCUGAUGUCAACUUUGAACUCAGCCCCAGUCACUGAUAUCAGGAGUGUUUUUAACCCUACUUUAGUGUAUUAUGUUUUGUUUGGAACAGUUUCAUUUAAUAAUCAAGUAACAUUUGGAACUCAAGGCUGUCUUGUUGACAUUUUAGGAAUUGAGUUUUAACUUUAUGUAAAGCAUAAUUGGUUAUUGCAUGCCAGGUUAUCAGAUGUCUCCCUCCUGACUAUCUCAGAUUUACUUGGGAAAAAAAUGUCCACAUGACAGAUGAAGGUCUUAAUGGGGAAAGUGCAAGGGAAAAUUUCAGGUCUGUACUAUUAUAUGUUUUCUCAAGAAAAAAGAAUAAAAUACUAUCCUCCUGAGACCCAGAAAAAUAAGUGUUGUAAGUUUAGCUUUUUUUUCUGCAUUAAUUGUCGUGUGAUGACAACAUAAACUGUCAGCAGCAUUUGUAUUUAUAUUUUUUUAUGGAAUGUCCUUUGCAGUGGACAACGGGAUCUAGUGCUCACUGAAUAGUUCUUUUGAAAUAAAGCUGUGAAACUCGUCAUUUACAGAGGACAAAAAUGCAUUGCUGGGUCUCAAGAGUCUAUGGUCGAGGUGUUUUGGGCUGUUAUUCUUAUCUGAGAUGACGAGGUGGGAGGUGUUUCUGUCAGUUUGGUUUAUGGACAUGAAAUGAGAGCAGUGGAAUUUUAAAAGCACAAACUGAAAUGUCCUAAAUGUGAAUACAGAUGAAUUAUGUCAGAGGUUGUGUAAUAAUGGUUACAGCAUUUUUGGCAGUUUACAAGAAUGUUUGUACUUUAUUUUGUAUUAAGCCGUCACACAUGGCGUACUUUGAUGGCUGCUAUUCAGACUGUGACUUUAUACAACUGUCAAUUUUAAAAUGUUUCGUAGCUUCCAAGAUACACCCCCCCCCACACACACACACACACACACACACACACAACACCAAAAACAAAUGUAACUUUGUAACUUAAUAGUGUUUUUCCAUUCUUGGUGACCUGAACAAUUUCUGUUUUUCUGUUUGUUUUUGUUUUUUUUUUCCCCCCUUUCUUUUGCUGUGACAAAUGUGGUGUUACAUGUUCAAGUGGCUGUUGGAAUGUAGCCUGAUGAUGUUACUGCUCAGGUUUGUCCACAUGAAGUCAAGUGCCUCUUUAGAUCCAUAACAAAUUGUACCCACAUCUCCUUUGGACCUACUUCUGUUUUCUUGUUCUUCCAACCACGAAAGGAUCUUCACUCUAACCAGUCUGCCAAUAAUUCAGUUUCUGCCUUAUAAUGUCAUUUUCUCAUUUUCUAUGCUUCAGUUGGAGGAAAUGUAAUGAACUGCUGACAGGCUCUUAGUGCUGUCAACAUUUUGGCCGUUGUAUCUGUAUUUAGCCACAGUUAAGUUCAUGAACUGUAGUUUGUUCUCACUUCACUGACAAAUUGUGUCCAGUCCUAAUUCUGUACCAUCUCAGUCAUGGAAGUGAUGUGGCUGAUCGCUAGAUUGGAUUCAAGGGCUUUUUUGAUCCUCACUGUCAAUGCUACUUUAUUCCAAUGAUAAUGUGUUCAGAUUCAUCAGGUGUGUGACAGAUUUUACCAUUUUAAAGAAAUCCUGGCCUUAAAUUGGUGGAAAAUGCUGCUUCAACUGAAUAUUGUGCAGUACACAUGGUACUAUUGUAAAUUAACAGUUGCGUAAUUGUCUAAUCAAAACCGUAAAUUACUUGAUGCAUUGAAAAAGAAGCCUGAAAAGAACAUAUAACACAAAUCUCCAUGCUGGAAGGGUGUUUCUGAUCCGUAUGUAACUGACCACAAAAAUAUUUUCUGCAACAUUGUCUCUCAGAUUGUCCUCUUCAAUUGAUUGUGUGUAAGUACAUUUUUAUGACUAUGCAGUCUUCGGUCUUGUACAUUAUUUUAUAUGUAUGGAGAUAUUGGACUUAAUUGUGCAUAUGAGGAGUUGUAAGUUUUUAAAGAUGGUGUAAAGUGAGGCUGCUCAUUUCCUCUGUUUUGAGGUCAGUUUCUUUGUAGAAGUUUAUCUGCAGUGAAGAGAGAGAUGGUGCAACUUCUUUAACAUCAUCUGUAGUUUGAUUCUAAUGAAAACAGUCACAAAUCACUCACUCCCUCGCUCAUCUUCAACCGCUUAUCUAGGAUCGGGUCGCGGGGAUAGGCACAAAUUUUUGAUGAUAAAUUAAGCAGCCUAGAUUGAGCUCUUUCUCUAUGGAUAUGUUUAUGAAUAUUUAUAUUGUGUGCUGACUGCACCAAGUGCACUUGAAGACUUUUACAAUUCUUUCUUUGGGGUAAAUAUGUUUAUCCAUUCAACUCCACUGUUAACCUAAAUGAUUGUUGUAAAAUAUACACUGUCUACUUUGAAUAUAUGUAUAUAUUAUAUAUUUAACUAAAUGAACUUUGAAGUUGUAAAAUAAAGCUUUCAGUGUUUUUAAA